GCUUUCAGACUUUCACAAGAAUUUGAACGGUCGCUCUCGUAAAUCGCAACCACUCAACAUAUGGGAAGUAGACUAGUAGAAGAUGUAGUACCUGACACAGGGCUCAACAGCCACGCAAAUACCAUGUACCUGUACUCAUGCCAAAGAGCCUCUCCGUGGCCGUUCCUCCGCCGAUGCCCGGCAAAAUUCCACCGGAUUUCCGGCAAAUUCGUGGUCUCGUCCUCCUUCAUCGCUUCCGCCAACGCCGUUGCCGCGGCCGCCUUGGGCUCCGGUUCCAUCCAUGGUGCCGUCACCUCCACCAUCACUCAAGUCGCGGUUACCGCUGUCGCCAUCGCGUCUGGUGCUUGCCUCUCCACCAAGGUUGAUUUCUUGUGGCCCAAACUGGAGGAACAACCCGGCUCUUUUAUUAUCGAUGGAGUUGAUGUAACCGGGUUACCUAUUUUCAGUGAUGCAAAGGUGCAAAAGGCAAUUGCAUUUGCCAAAAAGGCUCACCAUGGGCAGUUUCGAAGAACAGGAGAGCCUUAUUUAACCCAUUGUCUCCAUACUGGAAGAAUCUUAGCAAUGCUAGUUCCAUCGGCUGGCAAACGAGCUGUUGACACAGUUGUCGCGGGCAUUAUGCAUGAUGUGAUUGAUGAUACAUCUGAAAGUUUACGUGGUAUAGAGGACAACUUUGACGAAGAUGUGGCAAUGUUGGUAGCUGGUGUUUCUAAAUUAAGUUAUAUAAACCAGCUAUUGCGCAGACAUCGCCGGAUUAAUGUCAAUCAGGGUACCCUUGAUCCUGAAGAGGCAAAUAAGUUACGAAUUAUGCUCUUGGGUAUGGUUGAUGAUCCACGUGUGGUGCUCAUCAAGCUUGCAGAUCGUCUUCACAACAUGAGAACCAUUUAUGCCCUGCCAUCACCAAAGGCUCGAGCUGUUGCACAGGAAACCUUACUCAUCUGGUGCUCUCUUGCCUCCAGAUUGGGUCUGUGGGCACUGAAAGCAGAACUUGAAGACUUGUGCUUUGCAGUUCUUCAGCCUCAAAUGUUUCGGAAGAUGCGAGCUGAUUUAGCUUCAAUGUGGAGCCCUGAAAAAGGAGUAGGACAUUCAAGAAGAAUAUCUUCAAAGGCCAACUUGCUUAACUUGGAUGUCAAGGAAUUGGAUUUUGAUGCCGAAGGUUUUGUGGCAGUUGAUGGAGAUGGGACAAGCAUGAAGGAUCUUUUGGAAGCUGUAGUGCCUUUUGAUGUCUUGUUGGAUCGUAGGAAACGGUCUUCCUAUAUAAAUACUCUUAGAAAAACUUCAGAGAAAGAAUCAAAACCAAAGGUUGUACAGGAUGCUGGAACUGCUUUAGCAUCUUUGGUCGUCUGUGAGGAAGCUCUUGAGCGGGAGUUACUAAUAUCAACUUCUUACAUUCCAGGAAUGGAAGUAACUUUAUCUAGCCGACUCAAAAGCUUGUAUAGUAUCUAUAGCAAGAUGCAAAGAAAAGAUGUUGCUGUUAAUCAAGUUUACGAUGCCCGUGCAAUGAGAGUUGUUGUUGGAGACAAGAAUGGAAGCUUACAUGGACCUGCAAUCCAGUGUUGCUACAGUCUUCUCAGCGUUGUACAUAGGCUUUGGACCCCCAUUGAUGGUGAAUUUGAUGAUUACAUUAUUAACCCUAAGCCUAGUGGUUAUCAGUCUCUGCACACUGCAGUUCAAGGUCCAGACACUGCUCCUUUAGAAGUCCAGAUAAGAACACAGAAAAUGCACGAGUAUGCAGAGCAUGGACUCGCUGCACACUGGCUUUACAAAGAAACGGGAUACAAGCUGCCUUCUGUAAGUAGUAUGGCUGACUCUGAAACAGAUGCAUCCUCCCAUCCCUCCAAAGAUAUGGAAGAUCCCAAUUCCACUGGAGAUGAUUUCUUUUAUAAGUAUAGUUCACUUAAGGUGGGACAUCCCGUCCUUAGGGUCGAAGGAAGUCACCUACUUGCUGCUGUUAUAAUCAGGGUAGAUAAGGAUGGACGAGAACUGCUUGUUGCUGUGAACUUUGGACAGGAAGCUUCUGAAGCAGUAGCUGAUAGACGAUCAUAUUUCGAAAUAAAACGAUGGGAAGCAUAUGCUAAGUUAUACAAAAGGGUCUCAGAUGAAUGGUGGUGUGAACCAGGACAUGGUGAUUGGUGUACCUGUCUCGAGAAAUAUACACUAUGUCGCGAUGGUAUGUACCACAAGCAAGACCAAUUUGAACGGCUGCUCCCAACCUUCCUCCAGAUCAUUGAUCUAACUGAGCAGGAAGAAUCUGAAUAUUGGGAUGUCGUAUCUGCUAUUUUUGAGGGAAAAUCAGUUGAUUCUGUCGUAUCUAAGCCAACCUCAGACCUUGUGCCUUCAACUUCUGCACAAACUGGCAUCAAUAACAAGGUGCGUCUAUUAAGGACAAUGCUUAAGUGGGAAGAGCAAUUGUGGUCAGAUGCAAAUCUUGGACAGCCAAGGCAAGAGAGAAGCUCCUAUAGUACUUCAGAUUCUGUUGUCCUUGGAGAAGUGGUAAUUGUAUGUUGGCCUCACGGUGAAAUAAUGCGAUUGAGGUCUGGUAGCACUGCUGCAGAUGCUGCUAGAAGAGUCGGACUUGAUGGCAAGAUUGUUUUGGUCAAUGGUCAGCCAGAAUUGCCCAAUACAGAGCUCAAAGAUGGAGAUGUUGUUGAAGUUAGAGUGUAAAUAUGCUCAUGAUGUAAAAAUGGACUGGUUUAUAUGGAAAGUUAAAUUGCAGCUUAAUGCCCAUUAUAAUCAUCAGUUCAUCACAUCCAAGUUCAGAUAAGUGUACACUGAGGAUAUGGAGUAAUUUACUGCAGAAAAUGGAAGGACAAUGCUAACUCGUAGCGUUCAUUUCAGAAAAAAUCACUGUCCUCUUCAAGGUGGUACAAUGACCAGGUGCCUUCUAUGAUGUACAAAGUAGUUUAGACCUAGACUGUUGUGACAGGUGCCAAAUUAGCUUCUUCUAUGAUCUGAUACUAAUUGAUAGCGAAAUAGUUUAAAGCCGGACGGUUGUGACAUACAUGUAUCUUUCAAGAAACAGACUGCUUUAUGCAAUUGGCAGGUUUGAAAUUGUACAUGGUAUUGUUCUACCAUUUUUAGUCCAUUUGUUAAUAAUAUUGUGAUUUUUA
Molecule: messenger RNA, 3107 nt
Organism: Tripterygium wilfordii
Lineage: Eukaryota; Viridiplantae; Streptophyta; Magnoliopsida; Celastrales; Celastraceae
Exons: 18
Coding region: 61-2661 (866 amino acids)
Biological process (GO): guanosine tetraphosphate metabolic process
Cellular component (GO): chloroplast
Source: RefSeq, a predicted model, not a curated record